AUCACAGCACACAAUUUCACUUUUUAGUAAACACUUUAUGAGAACUAUUGACUCGACCUGUGUUCUCUUAAAUCAGUAAAUCGUGAGAGAGCAGUCCUCUUCUUACAUAGAAUAAACAGCUGAAUUUUUUUAAAUAUAUGAUUAAAAAAUGACUGUCAUUCUGAUAUUAGCAUGCAACCAAUCAUUUAUGAACAAAUAUGACUCAAAGAUGUUAUGGUUUUCAAUCAGAAGUAAAAUGAAUAUGUGUAUGAAAUUGUUAUCUUGAUUCAUUUAAUAUAUUAUCUAAAUCAGAAUAUUUCCGAUGUUUUAAAAGUCAGGUAUAAAAAAAUCAAUAGACAAGUAGGGAUUAUUGUUUUGAGAGGGGGAGCUACGCACACAUAUAUCAGCGGUAAGGAACAAUAACUCUAUGUACGAUGAGCUAUAAUCUGGUCACUUAACAAGACAUUUAUAUUUGAACUUUGAACUUUUAACACUUUCAAAACAGGGUCGGUCUGUUACACGCGGAUCUUGAUGACAUGUAUAGGAGACUUUCAAACAAAAGUUUUCAGGUGAUAACGUAUCUCUUCUAUUGUUUCAACGGCCAAUAUAGACAAAAAUGACCCCAACACCUGUAUGUACGGCCAACAAGAUGCAAUCUACCUGUCCUCACCUGACCAGAUUUGUAAACUUAGGGAGCAUAGCCUUGUUUCUUCGGCAUUUUGCUGAUUGACCACUGGAUAUAUUUACAUUUGUUGAGAUAUCGUAACAAACUUAGACUGAAACAACAAUGGACCAAGGCGAAAAGUCUCUGCUCCUAGAGGAUGAGGAGGGGGCGCCCAAAUCAGUCAAGAUUCCAGUGACGGGGUUUGUGAUCGGGAUCAUCGUAUUUGUCCAUAUGGCCUCGUUUACCAUUCUUGUUUUCGACUUGAGUCAGUACACAUAUAGUGUGUAUAAGGACAAAGAGUUUCCGAAUGCAACCUUAAACCAGUCUGGAAAGUCACUUUGUGAAACAAACACGAGUUCCAAGGAGUUCCAAAUGGAGCAGACGAUCCAAUCUGACACAGCACGCUGGACGGUUUAUAUCUCGAUAUCAGGCGGAAUUCCCGCCAUUUUUACUGCACCCCUGAUAUCUACUUUGAGCGACAGAUACGGACGAAAGAAAACAUUACUGGUUCCCCUGUUUGGCUCGUUGGUUAAAAGUGGACUUUGUUUCAUGAAUAUAAUCAUGAAUUAUGACGUCAAUUUCUUCAUCAUUUAUCUUUUUAUUGAGGGGUGCACUGGAGGAUGGGUGUCCUCCGUCGCAAUUUGCUCCUCGGGUUUCGCCGAUAUCACGAAGGCAGGAAAACAGAGAUCCUUUGCGUUUGCUAUCCUGGGUCUCGGCGUCGGUGUGGGAUUUCUAGCGGGCACCCUGCUCUCAGGAUACCUCAUAGAGGCGUUUGGUUUCAACAGCCCCGUCAUCGCUUCCGGAGCCAUGGUACUGGUUGGAAUCAUUCUGACGAUAUUUGUCCUCAAGGAACCGCUAAGUGAGGAGAAUAGAGUAAGUUCAGUCCACCCCUUGCGUCAAAUCAAAGAGUCUCUGGACUUGUACAUUCACGGCAACAAAGACCCAAACUAUGGCCGACGCUGGCAGUAUAUAAUACUAAUUUGCUCAUUCAAUUUACUGAGUAUGGCGGCACUUGGAAAGACAAAUGUGGAAAUCUUGUAUCAGAUAGGAUCCCCGUUUUGUUGGAGUCCCAUAAAGAUCAGUAAUUUCGGCACCAUUCGCAGCGUCAUUCAGGAGUUCGUGGGAGUCGUGUCGAUUCGUAUCAUGCAGUGUUUUAUGUCUGACGAUUUCAUAUCCGUCAUUGGAACCUUGUCUGCCAUUGGGUACUUCGUCAUGGAGGCGCUCUCAAAAACAUCUUUUGAACUUUACAUGGUUCCGGUGGUCGGUUGUCUCGCAAUCAUAGAGAUUACUAUGAUCCGCUCCAUCAUGUCUCGGCUGACGCCCCCAGACAAACAAGGUUCGAUGUUUGGAGGGAUUGCGUUAUUUGAGAACAUUUGCUUCAUGGUGGGAUCCGUUGCUGGUGGCGCUAUCUACUCAGAAACAGUGGCUUUCCUCCCCGGGUUCGCCUUCUGGGUCAUGGCGGGUUAUAACGUUAUUGCCUUAUUCCUCCUUAUAAUAUUUUACAUUGGUUCCAAACGAAUACACAUUCAGUACAAGGAGAUCAACGUCACAUAGCCGGGUAAUGACGUCACCACCAGAGAAGCAGUCUAUUCUCCAUAGUAACCGAGCCCAGUUCCCGACUCCACCGCAUGAUUGGAACGCAUAAGUGAAAAUGAUGUGACAAUUUUGUUAUUGUUGUUUUUAUAUAUAUAUAUUCACCAUGAUUUUAUAAAAUAAAUAUGUUUAUGCCUACAUGUUUCCGAGAUAGAGUUACACUAGCAUACAAACCUCGAAUAGAACUUGGCAAGGUUCUUCUUUUUUUCUUUUCUUUUUUUUUUUUUUUGGCCUUGUAUAAAGUUCGUUGGACCUGUCCAUAAUUAUAUACAUGUUUUAGAAAUGACGCGAAGUACCCAAAACUUUUAUUUUUUAAAAUUUUGCUAUCAUUUUGACCUGCUUAUAAAAAGUAUGUAAAUGGAGGGGAAAAUUGUUCAUUGCGAGAAA
Magallana angulata is the source of this 2623-nucleotide messenger RNA. Its product is annotated as solute carrier family 46 member 3-like. The record is from RefSeq and is a predicted model, not a curated record. Gene Ontology annotation, biological process: transmembrane transport. Gene Ontology annotation, molecular function: transmembrane transporter activity. Gene Ontology annotation, cellular component: membrane. The transcript has 6 exons. Lineage: Eukaryota; Metazoa; Mollusca; Bivalvia; Ostreida; Ostreidae. Bases 767 to 2197 code for a protein of 476 amino acids.